Messenger RNA from Phytophthora nicotianae INRA-310, 1449 nucleotides. RefSeq lists its product as hypothetical. NCBI's taxonomy places the organism in Eukaryota, Oomycota, Peronosporomycetes, Peronosporales, Peronosporaceae. The transcript has a single exon. The record is from RefSeq and is a predicted model, not a curated record. Bases 922 to 1230 code for a protein of 102 amino acids.
GUUCCUCCGCGAGGUCCAGACUGGCGACAAAUGUGGCAAAGUCCUGAUCGGACAGCGCCAUGGGGAUAGACUCAACGCUCAGUCUCGCAUCGACCUCUUCUUCCUCUGCUUCGGCUGCGUCAUGACCGUCGUCUUGCACUUCGACGGCUGCGAACUGAAGAUCCCGCACGAUCUUCUUGAGUCCGCGACGGCGGCGCGCGAUCUUCUGGCGAUAUUUCUGGCCGUGGGUCAUGGCCUGCCUCGCUGUUUUGUUGCCUACGUACUCGGCGAUACAUUUCCACGGGCCUGAUGGGAACUUGUCCAGUGCCUCGAGGAAGCGUAGAUGCUCUUCAGGUGUCCAUAGACCACGGCCGGAGCCGGGAGAGCGAGGCACGAGGCCACCGCGAGUGGCGCCGCCCCGUGUCGUGGGGAUGCGAAUUGCCUGCAUCUUGUUGUCAGCGCUGGAGCUUUGGGGCGACUGGAACAGCUGACUGCGGACUUGGUCGGAGAUGGCCAUCGUGGCGGUAGAGUGAGGGUACUAGAGACCGAUGUUGGAGAGUGGGGUGCUUGGAGACGUGUCCACCGUGGUGUCAAAUUGCAGAGUGAGCGGACACGACUGUCGGACUGAGCGAUGAGUAUUUGUUACGGGCUCAAGGUGAAGGUGUCGCCUGAAGAGAAAGUUCCGACGGUGUGUUGGCAAGGAUGGCUGCGCUCGGUACGUGGCCUUUCACUUGCUUGCUCACUUGAUGGAGGGAGCUUUCUUCGGAUACUUUGUCGGGUACUGGCGGUAACAAAAUGACUUCCGUGACGUCCAAACUUCGUACUUAGUUGCACUGUGAACUACCGGGGUGGCUGAAUGUGUGGUAUCUUCUUCUCGUUUAAGUUUCGGUGAAGUGGGUACGCUCGUCGCAAGGGAAACAGCUGGCGCAAUGUUGAAGACGCAUGCAAAUCAACCUCGAGCAUCGAGUCGCGGGGCUCAAGCCUCGAGUCGAGGCGAUUCGCCUACGAAAAUUGCCGGGGUUCCCGCUUCAACGAGAGCCGGAAAUUGUCUUCGCUGGACGUUGGUGGGUGCAAUACAAGUCAACAGAAUACAACAAGUUUCGUAAAGCAAAGAGGGUGGCCUCGCCUCCCGCAGAGACAUUUGUGGCGGUCAUCAAUUUCUGCUGCAGACGCACACGUCCAUGCGCUGUUACGUUUAGCUUCAAUCCACACGUCUCGACGGUAGAUCGCCGUAACCACGUGGAAAAGUGAUUAACUCUGUGGUGUCUUGAUGUUGGAUGUCGAUGAAUUUGGAUAGUGUUCUCACGUUAUAGUAGAGAACGUUGAAUUCUCGGCAUUUUAUGCUGUGGUGGCGUCUCGGAGAAUAAGCGGAGCGAAGCAAGAGAAGCGAAGCGAUUGAGCAGCUCAAUUGGAGCUGAUACGAACAGCACCUUGCGUAUGAUUAAUUUAAUAACGCUGGUGUAUCAGCAG